AUGGAUGAUGCUAAUCCAGUUGGCACCCCGAUGGAAUGUGGUAGCAAGUUGAGUAAGCAUGAAAAUGGAGAGAUUGUGGAUCCUACUCUUUACAAAAGUUUGGUUGGAAGUCUACGUUACUUGACAAGUACAAGGCCAGAUAUUCUCUAUGUCGUAGGAGUCGUAAGUCGCUACAUGGAAGCUCCAACAACAACUCACUUUAAGGCGGCAAAAAGAAUCCUUCGAUACAUCAAAGGUACAACAAACUUUGGCUUGCACUAUUACUCUUCUAACAAUGAUGAGAUUAUUGGAUAUAGUGAUAGCGAUUGGAGUGGAGACUUGGAUGAUAGAAAGAACACUACUGGUUUUGUGUUUUUUAUGAGAGAUACUGCUUUCACUUGGAUGUCAAAGAAGCAACUUAUCAUCACACUGACAACUUGUGAAGUUGAGUAUGUCGGCGUCACAUCAUGUGUUUGUCAUGCAAUUUGGCUAAGGAAUUUGUUGAAAAAGUUAAAAAUGCCAUAA
Lathyrus oleraceus (garden pea) is the source of this 504-nucleotide messenger RNA. Its product is annotated as secreted RxLR effector protein 161-like. Lineage: Eukaryota; Viridiplantae; Streptophyta; Magnoliopsida; Fabales; Fabaceae. Bases 1 to 504 code for a protein of 167 amino acids. The record is from RefSeq and is a predicted model, not a curated record. The transcript has a single exon.